AUGUUCUCUGCCGCUGUGCAGCCUAGCAUCGUGUCGCUGUUCUCAUCUACGGGCAGCUCACCGUUAGACUUGUUCUCCACACACACGGACGUGUCCUUACCGUCAGACUCCUUCAUUUGUCUCAUGAAAGACUCAACGUCGCAGCCCGCACCGCCGCCUCCAGCUUCUCUCAUAUCGCUCGCACACGGAACAGACGAGGACAAGACUGUCGCGCCAGAUUACGCGCUCGAUCAGACUGUCUUGCACAUACAGUCGCCUACUUUGAAAACGACGUACAUACGAUGUCCGCCGGCGGGCUGGACGGGCACUGGGCGGGCGGCGCAUGGCCGUAACGGGGAUUUGGGCAUGCAGCAUCCAUGGAUUCAUCUUCAGGUUCGGACCCUAGGAAGAGAAUGGUCCUUUGAAGUGGGGAUUGUCGACCAGUCUGGGAGGGAAGGGAUUGUGCGGUGCUCUACAUUCCAGAAGGACCCUCAUCUCAAACUGAGCAGUCCUCCUUUGCUUCACCUCCCUCUUGCCUUUCCCCCACCAUCAUCUCACCCGCUGACGUCAUGGAGCACGAUCUCACUGAACCUCCCUUCCCUCCUCCCGCACUUCUCUUCUGCCUCGCUUACGAACGCCCGAGACGAGAAUGAGCGGAAUACCGACAGCCAUUUAUCUCACACGAGGGAUGAUCCCGCUUCUAACAGGAGCCGCGUUCCAGUACCCAGCGGGACGUACUCACAUGUUUCGUACGUCAAGGUGUACGCCACCUGCAGACUGCGAAGAGUAUGGUUCAGUGAAGGAGGGCCUAGACAGCAGGUGCCUUGGGAGUUCGAACUUUACGCUGUUGAUUGA
This is a messenger RNA of Laetiporus sulphureus 93-53, 834 nucleotides long. RefSeq lists its product as uncharacterized. The transcript has 2 exons. The record is from RefSeq and is a predicted model, not a curated record. Lineage: Eukaryota; Fungi; Basidiomycota; Agaricomycetes; Polyporales; Laetiporaceae. The coding region runs from base 1 to 834 and encodes 277 amino acids. Gene Ontology annotation, cellular component: motile cilium; ciliary basal body. Gene Ontology annotation, biological process: positive regulation of cell motility; cilium assembly; regulation of cilium beat frequency involved in ciliary motility.